UGUGAAUGGAUAUCACCUGAAUCAUCUUAGAAGAGCUUAAAUUGCUUGAAAACCCUCAACAUGAGUGGCUCCAAACCCGAUAUUCUGUGGGCCCCGCACCAUGUUGACAGAUUUGUUGUAUGCGAUUCAGAACUGAGCCUUUAUCACAUUGACUCCACUGUAAGUUCAGAACUCAAGGCAGGGUCCUUGCGCUUAUCGGAAGAAACUACAGCUACACUAUUGUCAAUAAAUUCAGAUACACCCUAUAUGAAGUGUGUGGCUUGGUAUCCGAAGUACGAUCCUGAAUGUCUCCUUGCUGUUGGACAGGCCAAUGGUCGAGUGGUACUUACUAGCCUCGGACAAGAUCACAACUCAAAAUCUAAAGAUUUGAUAGGCAAAGAGUUUGUUCCUAAACACGCACGGCAAUGCAAUACCCUAGCGUGGAACCCGCUAGACAACAACUGGCUUGCUGCCGGAUUAGAUAAACAUCGGGCUGACUUUUCAGUAUUGAUUUGGGAUAUCAGCAGCAAAUAUGCCCCAGACACUGCAGUUGCUACAGAGAAAAUAAGACUUUCAGCAUUAGAUACGGAAGCAGGAGUGGUAGUAACAAAGCCACUGUAUGAAUUAGGACAGAAUGAUGCUUGUCUCUCACUUUGUUGGCUUCCACGGGAUCAGAAGCUUCUUUUAGCUGGAAUGCAUCGAAAUCUGGCUAUCUUUGAUCUGAGGAACACAAGCCAAAAAAUAUUUGUGAACACCAAGGCUGUCCAAGGAGUGACUGUCGAUCCCUAUUUCCAUGAUCGUGUAGCUUCCUUCUAUGAAGGUCAGGUUGCCAUAUGGGAUUUAAGAAAGUUUGAAAAGCCUGUUUUGACCUUGACAGAGCAACCAAAGCCCUUAACAAAAGUCGCAUGGUGUCCAACAAGAACUGGACUGUUAGCUACUUUAACAAGGGAUAGUAAUAUCAUUAGACUGUAUGACAUGCAGCAUACACCCACCCCUAUUGGAGAUGAAACUGAGCCAACAAUAAUUGAAAGAAGUGUCCAACCAUGUGAAAACUACAUCGCUUCAUUCGCCUGGCAUCCCACAAGUCAAAAUCGAAUGGUAGUAGUGACUCCAAACAGGACUAUGUCUGACUUCACAGUUUUCGAAAGAAUUUCUCUUGCAUGGAGUCCAGUGACAUCUUUAAUGUGGGCUUGUGGACGACAUUUAUAUGAGUGUACAGAAGAAGGAAAAGCUAGUUCCUUGGAAAAAGACAUAGCAACCAAAAUGCGGCUCAGAGCUCUGUCAAGGUAUGGUCUCGACACUGAGCAAGUUUGGAGAAAUCACCUCCUAGCUGGGAACGAAGAUCCUCAGCUGAAAUCGCUUUGGUACACUCUGCAUUUUAUGAAGCAAUAUACUGAAGAUAUGGAUCAAAAACUUACAGGAAACAAAGGUCCCUUAGUUUAUGCUGGCAUUAAAUCAAUUGUGAAGUCAUCUUUGGGAACAACAGAGAACCUCAGGCACAGCAGGAGUGGAUCUGAUAGACAAGCAGAUAUUAUUCAGUAUCUGAGUGAGGAGAGAUCCUUGGCUUUGCAGCUCUGUGGGUGGAUAAAGAAGGGAACUGACUUAGAUGUGGAGCCUUUUUUAAAUUCAUUGGAACAGGAAGGAGACUGGGAGAGAGCUGCUGCUGUUGCACUUUUCAACCUGGACAUACGGCGAGCAAUACAAAUUCUGAAUAAAGGGGCUUCCUCAGGAAAAGGUGAUCUGAACCUUAAUGUAGUAGCAAUGGCUCUAUCAGGCUACACAGAUGAGAAGAACUCACUUUGGAGAGAAAUGUGCAGUACUCUGCGGCUGCAGCUGAACAAUCCCUACUUGUGUGCUAUGUUUGCUUUCCUGACAAGUGAGUCUGGUUCUUAUGAUGGUGUUUUGUAUCAAAAUAAUUUGAGCAGGAAGACAAAGGGAGAGAG
Eurypyga helias (sunbittern) is the source of this 1922-nucleotide messenger RNA. RefSeq names its product missing oocyte, meiosis regulator, homolog (Drosophila) (gene MIOS). The transcript has 5 exons. Gene Ontology annotation, molecular function: protein binding. NCBI's taxonomy places the organism in Eukaryota, Metazoa, Chordata, Aves, Eurypygiformes, Eurypygidae. Gene Ontology annotation, biological process: cellular response to amino acid starvation; positive regulation of TORC1 signaling. Gene Ontology annotation, cellular component: cytoplasm. The record is from RefSeq and is a predicted model, not a curated record. The annotation marks the transcript as partial.